Molecule: messenger RNA, 1735 nt
Organism: Nicotiana attenuata
Lineage: Eukaryota; Viridiplantae; Streptophyta; Magnoliopsida; Solanales; Solanaceae
Product: NAC domain-containing protein 35-like
Exons: 3
Coding region: 218-1402 (394 amino acids)
Biological process (GO): regulation of DNA-templated transcription
Molecular function (GO): DNA binding
Source: RefSeq, a predicted model, not a curated record
UGGAGUAGGACAAUUUUAAAGAGUCCAUAUUUAUCUAUCCCUCCCUCAACCUGCAAUUAUCGUACAAUAGCUCCAUGUAAUAUAAAGGGAGGAAGAAAGGAACUUUAGCCAGAAGAUAGGGAGUUGGAUUCCCUUGAUAAAAAGUUACUGUAUUAAAGACUAAAGCUUAGAGGUAGUAGUAGUAGUAGAAAGGGCAGCUAGCUAUAUUAUUUAUUUUAUGGCAAUUGCCCCAUUUACAAGCAUGAGCCAAAGCCAACAACAGCAAGAUGAGAGCAGCAGCAACAAUAGAGAUCAUGAUCAUGAUCAUGAUGCUGAUGAUGAGCAUGAACAUGACAUGGUCAUGCCUGGUUUUCGAUUCCACCCUACUGAAGAGGAACUUGUAGAGUUUUACCUUCGCCGUAAGGUUGAGGGCAAACGUUUCAAUGUAGAACUCAUCACUUUUCUUGAUCUUUAUCGCUAUGACCCUUGGGAACUUCCUGCCAUGGCAGCGAUCGGAGAGAAAGAAUGGUUUUUCUAUGUGCCAAGAGAUAGGAAGUAUAGAAAUGGAGAUAGGCCUAACAGGGUGACAACGUCAGGCUAUUGGAAGGCUACUGGAGCUGACAGAAUGAUUCGAAAUGAGAGUUGUCGGCCGAUUGGCUUGAAAAAGACAUUAGUUUUUUACUCUGGGAAAGCUCCCAAAGGCAUCCGUUCCAGUUGGAUCAUGAAUGAAUAUCGCCUCCCUCACCAUGAAACUGAACGAUUACAAAAGGCUGAAAUUUCACUUUGCCGUGUCUACAAAAGACCUGGAGUAGAAGACCAUCCAUCUCUCCCUCGUUCACUUCCCACAACAAGGGCAUCAUCCUCUUCAUCAAGAGCUCACCAUUCAAUUAUCAAGAAACACCACCAUCCACAAGUAGUACAAGAUUAUCGAUUACUCUCUCCCAAUUAUGUAGGACAAUCUAAUUCCCAGCAAAUCGACGAAAAAUUGAACGAAAAUAGUACUGCAAGUAGUACUAGCACUGAUCAUCAUCAUCAUCGUCAUGUUGGUACAUCUCUCAGGCUCAGUUCUCAUCAAAUAACAGCUCUCACAACAUCUACCAUAACACCAUUCUCUUCUUUAAUUUCACCUAAUAACACCGCAGUUGUUGAUGAUCUCCAUAGAUUAGUCAACUUCCAGAACCUUCACAAUCAUCAUCAGCAUUUUCAAAACCUCAGUAACCAUAAUAUUCCUGCAGCAUCGAUAGCAACCCAUCAGUUUUCUACAUUGUUGCAGCCACAAUUAGCACCACAACAGCCACAACCUAAUUUACUGCUUCAAGGAUCUCUUCAGCCGUCGGCUUUCUCGGAAAGAUUAUGGGAUUGGAACUCAGUUCAAACUGAUGCAAGUUGCAAAGACUAUCAACCCAAUAACCCCUUCAAUUAAUUAAUCUCAUCAAUAUUGAGCUGCACCUAUAUGCACAUAGACAGAUAAGUCUAUAUAAUAUCUGCUGUUGUUGCUGCCACUACUUUAAUUUGAUUUAAGUCUUCUUUUUCUCAUCUACUAAUAUUUUUAAUUAGCCAUCAUAAGUUAGUUAGUGCAGCUGGUCCAGAUUAUGUGGUAUCUUUUAUUAGGGUUUUGUGUUUAACUCAACUAGUAUUAAUUUUAAAUCACUACUGUAUUAGCUCUUAACUUAUAGAGCUUCUUAUAAUUAUGAUUGUAAUAAUUAGCUGUACUGGUCUUGAAGUAAAUAAAGUAGCAGCUAAUUUUAUGUUCUUA